AUGGCCUCCAACCCGCAACCGUUCGACGUGGACGCCAUUGUGCAACUUGUAUUAGAGCAAUCCUAUCUCAGCCAAUGCGAUCCAAGCACACUGAUGCAACAACUGAGCGCUCGCGCAGCCGCCGCCAGUGCCACCCGUGCCACCCAUCACACCAUCUCACCGCUUGCCUGCCAGUUCGUCGAAAAGUGGGUUGCGCUGCGCGAUCAGGACCCAAGUACGCAGACGAAAGAGUUUGGAACUAUGCUCCAAACUCCACUCCCUCUUGGCAUUGUCAAGCGGAACCAGACAGGCAGCAUGAUCAUUGAUCCUUUCCUCCUCAAAACGGUCGGCGAUACACAUACUCGAUUGGCCAAGCAACUUGGCUGCGGCACCUCCAACCCCCAACGCAGCAAAAUCGUCGUCAUGAUCCAGGCGAGUGGAUCGGGCAAGACGCGUGCCAUGUUUGAUCUCCGUGACGACGGCGUUGUCGUUCUCAUCCGCCUCUCGUAUAAGCAAGAUCAACUGACGCCCCAAACCGAGAGUCUCACGAGAUACUUGCGCGACAUACACCGCGAGGCGAGCUCCCUUGCUUACGAGCACCGCUCGCACGACUCCGAAGCCGCCGUCCCGAAGGAUGUCAAGCUCCACCUCCGCAAGCUGGCUCAACUUGGGCUCGAUGCCAUCCGACUCUUUGUCUUUGCACACGUCGAAUGGCUGCUCGCCGUCGUUGACGCAUUGCAUGAGCACCACGCCAGUCUGUCUCUCGACCUGGAGUUGCGUGUCCUGUUGCUGCAGGCACUCGAAAAUAGCUUUGGUUCGGAUGGCGUCUCUACCAUUCUCGAAGAAAAUCUUGCGCGGCUCAAGGGAGACUGGCCCCCUGACCAGAUCAAAACGCACUGCAAGAAUGUUAUGAAUCGCUUCCGCGCAGCUUGCUCCGAGGAGACGCCCGUUAUCUUUGCGUUCGACGAGGUCGGUAUGCUGCGUGGUGCCGAAGGCCUGUUCUACCACUGGGACGACUUUGAAUCGGGACUCGAGCUGGAGCACAUCGAGGAGCUCGUAACCAGACGCCACAGGACAAAACGUAGUUUCAUCUGCGACGCGCUCUAUGGCCUCCGCCUCGUCUUCAACUCGCUGGAUCAGCGCUACGACGUGCUUGUCGUUGCGGCAGAUACUAACUCUGCCGUCCGCCAGCUCCGCAGUGCUGGCGGGUCGUCGCCUCUCAACGCGGGCGUGUCGUUCUUUGAGCCAAAUCAUGCUGUCAGCGCCGCUGAGAUGUUUGAUGUCUUACGACACUACUUUCGCCUCGAUCCAUCGCACAUCAAUGACCUCGAGCCUUAUUUGAACAGGUUCAACGGCCGCCCGCAUUUCUUCUUCUACACAUUCUUUGAAGACUUUGUGUUGUUACUGCGGAAGCGCAAACCUGCCACACAGAUCGAUUUGCUCAAGUGUAUUGCUGACGCCGCGGUCACCGGUUGUAGUACUGCCAUCGCCAACUUCCAAAGGGACGUUCUGGAGCCGCGAACCUCGACGGAACAUCCGGAGCAUCCUUGCUUGAUACGCUUGCUUUUCGAGUACUUUAUCCGUGGCAACGUUGUCCGCCUUUCUCCCGAGAUUCGCAACCGCUUGCGCGACUCGAGUUUGCUCUUCAUGGUAGGCGUCAUCAAAACACCUUCGCCUCCAUCCAUGGAGGACGAUGGCUCGGUGGAGGACGAUGGCUCUCUCCUCGGCUUUGACAUUUUUAGUGCGGUGGCGAGCUCUACACCGGUCGCGCCCGGUGACACGAUCGAAGUGCCACCCCUCGCCCCGCUUAUCGAUGGGUCCUCGCCGUCCAUGAGUCACAGUCAUGCCCAGUCGCAGACGUCGGUCGCUUCGUCCUACCAACUACACCGCGAGUACAUUGUGUGCAUUGCCCUCGAGCAACUUGUUUCCAGCAUGCUGGGCAACGCCCGGGAUCCGAUCAUGGCGCACGCCAUUGAAAGCGCCGAACUGCGCGCCUCUCGCUCGAAUGCGGGAGAUGAGUGUGAAGAUGUGCUUGCCUGGGCCAUGAUACGUUCAGUGCUGCGCAGCCCAAAUGGAACUGUCUCUCUGAAAGACUGCUUGAAGCUUGCCCUCGUCUCGGACUUUGUCUGGCCCGCUUGCUUAGACGACGUGUUGGUUACUGGGCGAUGUGCCAGGCUCGCCCAUUCCGGCAAAGCCGCCUAUCGUCUGGUGGACAAGUAUCCAAACGCCAUCAUCCUGGGCGGCGUCAGCCGUAUCGACCUGCACGUUCCUUUGGUGCGCAACGGUACUCGCGGGCAGCUGUCUAUCCAGGUCAAGACGGGUUCCGGAAAACUGGAUGACGCGCUGUGCUCCGUGUCGCCCGGCUGUCAGUUUGCGCCAAGAGCCACUCGGCUUAUCAGAGCUGCAUCGACGGAUUCGACCAUCAACCCAACGAAUACCCUCACGGAUGCCGACAAGAAGGCGAUUUUGGAAACCGCUGAAAGUCGUAACGAGUAUCGUGCAUGGCUUGCGAAAACUUCGUUGGAAUCUCUGUGGGUUCGUGCCAUUUUUUCGACCUCUCCGUUCCCGAGUGAUUUUGUCAACGGCGUUAACGAUCACAACCAACAACAUACCCUCGAACCCAUUCUGCUAAUCGGUCCGUUUGCCGAGAUGAGUGACACGUUGGCAUUCAAGUCCAAUCGAUCUAAGCCACUUACAUGGAACGCGGCAGAUGCCUGGGCACUGCGUUUGCAGAGUACAGGCCGCACGUUUGUAUGA
Messenger RNA from Capsaspora owczarzaki ATCC 30864, 2736 nucleotides. RefSeq lists its product as hypothetical. The coding region runs from base 1 to 2736 and encodes 911 amino acids. NCBI's taxonomy places the organism in Eukaryota, Filasterea, Ministeriida, Capsasporidae. The record is from RefSeq and is a predicted model, not a curated record. The transcript has a single exon.